CUUUUCUCAACAUCAACAACGACACAUGAGCGCGGAGUGCACGCACUCUGUGGCUCUGUGCAUUCUAGCAUCGCCUGGCCGAUUACUCAUCUUGCUGCGAGUUCUGUUAAGAAGAUGCAGUUUAUCAUCUAACGUAUGUACAUAUCUACAUACAGCAAACCGAAAAAGAUGGACCUCCUAAAAUGUUACGAGUCGAGCUCAGGAUCAGAAUCUGAAGAUGGGACGCCACUGAAAGUAGAGCCUGUCAAGUUUGUUAAACUUGAAGUUCCGUCAAGCAUCAUCGCGUUAUUUCCUGGCAAUGAUGAGAAUGCUCAUCAGGAUGAUCCAUCGAUGCAUCAAGGCCGGGUGAGAAGUUUCGCCCAUGAGAGAGGAAUGUGGGCAGGAUUGGUGAGCAUAGAGAUUGGACAACCGAUCAGCGGGUGGACUCGUUUGCUUGACAGCUUGGAAGGUGUGAAUCGAUGCACUCCUCCACUUCAUGUGAGUCUCAGUCGGCCGCUUCAGUUGAGACACAUUUGGAUUGCUCCUCUUCUUGCUGACCUUAGAAAGCGUGCGGCGCAACUAAAACAAUUUGAGAUUAUGUUUGGAGGUGUGGCAGUGUUUGUGAAUGACGAGCAAACUAGGACUUUUAUCAGUGUGGAGGCUAUCGGAGGCGGUUUGGAGGCGGCUUGCUCUCUGGCAGAAGCAGCUGGAGCUGAAUAUCGGCUCCCACCGUACUACGAAAGUCGGCAUUUUCACGUCAGCAUUGGCUGGGCUCUCGGGGACCAGGAGACGCGUUUGAAGACCGCCCUGACACAACAGCCCUCUCCACCUCCAGCCUCAUUUCCCGUUACCCAACUUCAGCUCAAGACUGGUCAUCAGAUUCACCAAGUGCCUCUUCAAAGGGUUUAGAGAUGUCAGACUAAAGCCAAACUAAAAGAAAACUAACACAAAGUGCCUGAUAGAUUAUAUAUAAAUAAUUUAGUUUUCUACUCUAUUUCGUUACAGAAUCAGAUUUAUAAAUGGGAGGGUUGUUUUGCAAAUUUUGAUACUCAGUCCGCUGAACGAUGAACAAUCGAUUAGGUAAAAAGAGUUUUUAAUCAUAUCUAGAAAUAUUUAUUUUAAGUGAAUCCAAAUCAAAGAAAAAUGAAUGAGUAGAAAAAUAAGAACGGUUUCGCGCUCGCGCGUUUUAAAACGAGACACGCCCCUCCGCUGCAGCUGACGAGCUGGUUCUGACCAUCUUUCAAAAACACCGCGACCAACAAAGCCCUUCAAGUGGGCCUUUUCUCCUAAAAUGGGCAACUCAAACGUGCGCCCUCGCACCCUGAGCAUGGAGAAUGACCUAUCUGUGGCCGUCGCAGUCCCUGAAGCCACACCACAGGAGGCCAUUCCUCCUCCUGUGGCUUCGCCUAAGAGCAGUUUCGACCCUCAGGGUGACCCAGCCGCUCAGUUGGAGGCGGCGUUGUCGCCUCUCAAGCGUCGGCUGUCGCGAGAUGCUGAAUCAGCGCUGCCGCCGCAGCUGUCUGAGCUCACCAACUGCCUCAAGAGCAACAAAGGAGGACUUAGUUGCCUGCAACCUGCUCAGGCCUUCGUGGAGACGGCCAAUGCCCUUCCUGCUGCCACUUAAUCACAGAAUGAGAAAGAUGAUUGUAUAUUUGCUGUGAACUUAGAAUUAAGAAUAAAAUACUUAUUAUUGAUCAAAUUA
Cloeon dipterum is the source of this 1681-nucleotide messenger RNA. RefSeq names its product U6 snRNA phosphodiesterase 1. NCBI's taxonomy places the organism in Eukaryota, Metazoa, Arthropoda, Insecta, Ephemeroptera, Baetidae. The transcript is spliced from 6 exons. Gene Ontology annotation, biological process: U6 snRNA 3'-end processing. The record is from RefSeq and is a predicted model, not a curated record. Gene Ontology annotation, cellular component: nucleus. Gene Ontology annotation, molecular function: 3'-5'-RNA exonuclease activity. The coding region runs from base 136 to 888 and encodes 250 amino acids.